CAUGACCUAAAAAUGGCUUCCAGUGGAGGAGUUAUCUUUGAGAACUACCUGUACAAGUUGACUGGAGGCAAAGGGAAGUCAUUUUUCAGUAAGUCCAAUCCUUGGAAGCAGCGCUACGUUAUACUGAAGAGUAAUGGAAACAGGCCUGUGUUGGAAUACUACAGUAAAAAGCCAAAAAACAAGAAUGCAGCACCAAAUGACAAAGUCAGCCUGGCAGGAGGUUUCCGUUUGGAAAAAGUCACUAACACACGUAACAGGGCGUAUGUGUUCGAGCUUACAACAGCCGAGAAAUACCUGUGCCUGUCUGCUGAUGAACAACGACACAUGGACAUGUUUGUGUUCAUGAUACAGACACAGAUAACUCUUCAUGAACAAAUUAAAGAGGAUUUUGUGGUCGUCAAAGCAGAAAAUUCUGAGGCUCAGCGAAGAAUAGGAGCUAAGGGAGCUAACUGUAUACUGCAUGUAUCACCUUGGGGAGCCACCCUCGCUUUACUGUCCUGUAGAUCAGUGCUCGCCCAGUGGCCACUGAAGAGUGUACGAUACUUUGAGGCUUCAGGCCAGGGCAGCUUCCUGCUGGAGGCAGGACGUGUGGCUCCAAUGGGCGAUGGAAUAUAUGUUUUUCAAACUGCGCCUGGUGACGACAGCAAACUUUACGACCUCUUGGACCAACAUAUUGUUGAUGCUCUUGGGAAGAUACACCCAGGGCGUCGGGGAACAACAGAAGAAGUGGAGGAUUACGUCGAAGAAGCUGAAAAGCUGUCAGCUCUUACAUCUGUCUCUCUCAUAACUUUUGAAAAUCCAGAUAUACCUAAAAUACUCAAGGACAAUUGGAAUUAUGAUGUUGUUGGUAAUGUUCCAAGAUCAGCACCCAUUGUCCAUACUCGCCAGAACAGCCAACAGUCCAGAACAGACGGGAAUGACAACAAUCCCCCACCACUACCAAGAAGGAUGAACACAGAGAACCGUUCCAAAAGUUCCCCGCAAAUCUUGAGAAACCACAGUCAAGGUUCUGUCAGUGUUUCUAGUGUAAAGGGAGGUAACCCACUAGCUGAGCGUCCACCCCUUCCUCCUCCAGCCAAGAAUAACACUAAACCAAUUGGAAUUCCUCGCAAUAAUAGUGAGGGAACAUUACUCAAUGACGAUCAUUAUUUCAGGAUGAAUUCAACGUCCAGUUCGGGGAGCAACAUCCAGUCCCCAAGUGUUCGACAUGCCAACAAUGCUUGGUCUCCUCCCCCGUCCUUCUUUGAGGCCACCAGAGGGAGACUUAGUGACUCAGGACCAGGUGUUGAUGGAUACCUGACUCCACGAGUCAGUACAGAAGUGGAGGAAGAUAAUGGUGUGAUAGAUUACAUUCUCCCUUCUCCCUCGGAUGAAAAUUUCAGUAGUUUGCCUCGUCAGAGUAGUUACGACAACAAAAGAACAGCCCAUAGUCGCCGAAGGUCUUCAAGUUCAAGGCUGAAUAGAUUACGAUCUGUCAGCUGUGAAAAUGUUCAUGAUGAAUCGAAAAGGUUGUCAACAAGGAGAAAUACAGAUGUAAAUCAAAAUGUAGAGACUUAUGAUUUAGCAAAACCUAUUAAUCCAUUUCAAAAUCUGCAAGACUUUCAUGGAAGUAAAGAGCUUCUGACAGAUAAUCAUCACUAUUACAACAGGAAAUCCACAGAAAACUAUUAUAACAUUCAGGGCUUGCGUGGGAUUAUCGAUGAAACUAACAUAAAGCCAGUUGCAGAAACACGAAGACGUUUCAAUGAAACUUGUCGAGACACACUUGUUCGUUCAAUAUCAAAUCCAAACUUCCUUCAUCUGCAGAGUAAAGAUAAACUGAGUGAUGUUCGUGCAAGUGCUAUAAAGUCUGGAACUCUGGAGCUUCAGUCAACACUGAAAUCUCAAAACAAACAGAAAAGUAAAUCUCUACUCAAUCUCUUCAGAAAUAAAGGUAGUCGACAGAAUAGUAAAUCUGAUACCUGGAGCAUGUACACCCCUCGGAGUAUGCCGAGUAGCCCUACAGGCACGCUCACCAGACAUGGCAGUAAUCCAAAUAUACUCAUCAACAUGAAAGACAUUAAGAUUGUGAGCAGGACUCGGUCCUUUAGGAAACCCAAACCUAAGGAAGGUGUUGAAACCUCACCACUGGUGCCUAGAAAGUCACCGAUGAUUCCACGCAAGUCCCCUAAGGUGCCUCACAAAUCACCACAAGUACAACGCACAGACAGGUCCUCACCUGUCGUCCAAAGAUCACCACAAGUUCCACCAAGGACACUUAAUGGAGUUAUGUCCUCCCCAGUGUCUGUACACAAUCGUGGAUAUCAUUCACCACCAGAGGGCAGUGUAAUACGUCAUACUCGUGAAGGAAGUGGUUCCAGUUCAGGGAGCAGUGCUGUUCAUCAUCCUCGAACAGGAAGUAGUUCAUCUGGUGGGUACGUCAGACACAGCAGUGAAGGCGGUGGUAGUCCACUAAAGAACUUCUCUCGUCAAUCCUCAUCUUCCUCUGUCAAUAGUAAUAAAGUGGAAACUAUUUGUUAGAGGAAAUGAUAAGGUAAUAUCCGUUGUGUGGCUUGUUCAGCUUUAAUGAGGGGAAAUCUUGAUACCUGGUAUGCUGACAAAGCAGAAGUAGAAUAUUAUUGUUUACAAUUUUCUGUUACUAGAGUAUACAUUGUAAAUCUUAAAAAGCAAACAACUUGUACUACUUGUGUUAAAUUUCUCAAAUGAUAUAAAUUGUUUGUCCUUUUAUCAAAAAUUUUACUUGGUGGUCCUAUGUUUUACAUCUAAUUACACUCUGUAUAUCUAUGAUGUAUACACUCACACAAAAUAUAAAAAAUGGCCCAGUACAGUUUUUAUUGUUUCCAUGUGUUUUACAUUGCAAGUCAAUUUAUAAUGUGAUACACUGAGGCUAAAACUAUGUCCUCAACCAUUGUCCUGUCUGGUUUGUGCCUGCAGCCACACUAUAAAUUUACCAUUAACGGUGUAUGGUUUUUGUAGCCUUCCCUAGGCCUAUUGUUAAGGUAUGUGGGCUGAAUAUAUGUAGAUUUUGAAUCCUGGAACAACAGGCUUAAUUAUAUCCCCUUGUCUUUUUAACAAGAAUGGAUAGAGGCAUUUUGAAAAUAGCAUAAUGUAAUUAAAUAAUCCAUCCAGAGAUUUGUUUGUUGAUAUAAUUAUGACAUACUAUACUUAUAAUUAUGACAUAUAUACUAUACUCUAUUUUUUGGUAAUUUGGUAUAUUUUACUUCUUUAUAGCUUGGCUGGACAAAGUCCAGAGGAGCUAUUGUCAUACACCAAGCAGCAUCUGUAAACAGCUAGAUUAAAUAUUUUAUAAUACUAAUGAGGAUACAACUUAGGUAUUUGAUAUGUAUGUUCCUUGUGACAAGACCUUUCCAUUGGUACUACAUUUGUAGACCUGCUUACAUUGAUGAUGACCUUUGACCUACUUUUUGUCUCAAGACCUUUCCAUCGGUACUAGUACUGUAUUGGCUGACCUUGACCAUCGUUUAAAAAGCAUUAACCUUGGCCACAGUAUAUAUUAACCAUACAAGAUAGUACUUUCAUAUUUGACACGUAUGAUUAAAUUCCCUGUCACAAGAACUUUCUAUUUGUACUACAUUUGUGGACCUGCUAACCUUGAUUGUGACCUUUGACCUACUUUUAAAAGAAUUAUUCUAGAUUUCAAUCCACUUGAUGAGGUAUGUUGUUUUCUGACCCCUUGUGUCAGAUCUAUAUAUAAUAAACUGCUCAAGUGCUUGUGUCACUAUAUAUAUAUAGCCUGUGAGACACAAUAAUUUCUGACCUUAGACAGGUGUUACUACUAGGUAUAUGUAACCAUGCUAACAAUCCGAUCUUGCCCUCUUGUGUAAUCAUACUAUUACUGCUGAAAUGAAAGUAUGCUAAUAUAAUUAGUUUUUAAUUAAAUAAUAAAGUUUACAUGUGCCAAUUUCAAUUGAACAAAUUGACAUAUUUUUUUUACUACAUUUACGUACUAUGUAUAUAAAUUGUGUAAAAGUUAGUGUGAAGUGUGUUGGUUUGUUGUUUUGUUGGAUGCAUAUGGACUACCUUGAUGUUGUACCUUUCUUUAACAUUCAUUGCAUUGUACAUUUGUAGUUAUGAUGUGCAAUAAUUUAAUAAUACCAUACAUUUCACAGUACAGCAAAUUGUGUUUUGCAAGAACAAUUAGGCAGGUGUACAUUGUAGUUAUUGACAUUUUGAAUGAAUGUAUUAACAGCAGAAAAAUAUGUGUACAUGUUUUCGUGACCAUUGAAAUACAUUUUGAUCAAACAAUUGACCUGCGAAUGUUAUGGCCCAUGUUUCUCAAACAAUAAUUACACAACUUAUUGUCACCAAGAUCACUUUAAGGUGCAUGGAAGAUUGUUAUAUUUAAUGUUGAAUAUCAAUAUUGAUUUUUUUUAUUGCAAACUUUCCUUGCUGUAUGGUAAGUAGGUUGAUCAGUAGCCUGUGUGAGUGAUAAUACUGUAUAUACAAAUCAUUCCAGGACUUCACUAACAACCCGUCAUUAUAUACAAACCUGCUGAAAAGCAACUACAUUGUACAUGAUUAUAUGGUUAUGUUUGUCGUUUGAUCACAAUAAAGGGAAAAGGGCCUUCUAAAGGAAAUAUUAGUAAAAACGAAUGUUUACAUAUGAGUUUAGUUAAGAAGAGAAGUCGGCUUUAUUAAGAUAUCUGUCUGCUUUAUAAUUAAGUUUGAGGUUUGGUGAUAUGAAUGUCACACUAAGUCACAAUUAUAUUGUAAAUGUUUUUGAGUGUGGUGUCCAAUAUAUGAUAUUAAGCUGAGUUUGUGAUGAUCCUAUUUUCCUGUAGUUAACCCUCCUCGUGUUCCUACCACAUUAGUGUCUAUCACUCCAUUCUCAACAAAAUGAGAGUGGAGAUAAUUAUUUAUAAAUAAGAAUAUUGACUCUGCUUUUUAAUCCAUAUAUAUAUAUUACUGUGAAGCCAACUAUUUUCCUGGGUAAAUUUUUUCAUGGUUUUCUUUUAAACAAAAUAAUUUUAUUUCAACAAAUUAAAACUUCACGAUCUGGUUAUAAGAUGAUAUCUAAUUUUGCUCCUGAUGUCAUGUUACAAAGUGUUUACAGAUGAUUGCUGAUGAAGUAUAUGUAUAUCAUAACCAGUAAUAUUGGUUUAGGUUUGUAUUGUUUAACAUCCUAUCAACAGCUAUGGUCUUUUAAGGACAGAAAAUAAGAACAAUUGUAAUGUCAGCAAUGACAGUACAAUAUAACAACAUUAUGACCUGCAAUUUAUUUCAUGGAUAAUUUUCAUGACCACAUACAUCAGUGAUCUGCAAAAUAGCAGAAAGGAUUUUUUUUAUCCCGUGUCUUCUGAUGUUUCUUGUGGGAUCAUUGUCUGGACAAGAAACACUUUAGUUGUUUAUAUGUAAUCCAGGUGUCCUCAGGUACACUUUUUAGUUCUUUAAUCCACGGCUCUGGUUAUAAUGUGAAAAUUAUGUUUUUGUAUUUUGUCAUCACAAGUAACAACAAAUUUGUUUAUGUACAUCUGUGAAACAACAAAUGGUAUAGAAUAAUAGCAUUGAAUGUGAGCUGUUGACAGUACUAACACAUCCUACUAACUCACUAACAGGUUCACAGUAAUCUUAUUGUCUGAUACAGUUAUCUGAUUGUUUGAUACAGUAAUCUUAUUGUUUGAUACAGUAAUCUUAUUGUUUGAUACAGUAAUCUUAUUGUUUGAUACAGUAAUCUUAUUGUUUGAUACAGUAAUCUUAUUGUUUGAUACAGUAAUCUUAUUGUUUGAUACAGUAAUCUUAUUGUCUGAUACAGUAAUUUAUUGUAGAAAUUAAAAGUUUAAUGAGUUUCAAUAGACUUGUUCGUAGUAAAUGUAUUUUUUAUCUUUUAGGAGAGAAGCUGUUUUCACUGAAUGUGUAUAGAAUGUUAAAGCUUGUGGUUGAUUCUAUUUGUAUGUUUGCUAUAUAGUUUAUUGGAAGAUAUAUUGUGGUUAUAUAUAUACAUAUUGUUGUUUAACUUUGUUAAGACAUUAUUUCACGUUUUGACAUUCUGGGUUGAUUAGUAUCCAUACUAAACUGCACCUAACACAUAGACUA
Molecule: messenger RNA, 6054 nt
Organism: Pecten maximus
Lineage: Eukaryota; Metazoa; Mollusca; Bivalvia; Pectinida; Pectinidae
Exons: 7
Coding region: 13-2520 (835 amino acids)
Biological process (GO): cell surface receptor protein tyrosine kinase signaling pathway
Cellular component (GO): cytoplasm
Source: RefSeq, a predicted model, not a curated record